UUGGUAUGGUUUAGUUUGUCCGAAUCUGAUUGUAGUUCUCAUAAAACCCAGUCACGAUGGUGCCUCCUCCGUUUCCUUCACUUGAAAUCUAUAUAUAUCAGCUGGUUGAAAGCAUGAUUGAUCCUCAGAAGUCAGUUUAUCAUUUUAUAAAGCGUAGAAAGAUUCCCGAAGAUGGCUUCCUCCGAUGCUGUUGUCGCGCAAUCGCUCUCGACUUGGCUUCUGUAAUGGCCAGCGACCGGAAAACGGAGAAAGAUGUUUCUGCCGAUUCUCUUUCUUGUGUGCUUUGCUCGAAUGGGAUAGAAGGGGAAAAUCAAAAAGCCGAGCCCGAGAAUAAAGGAAGUCGGGACGCAAUAGAAAUUAAGUCUGCUACUCAGUAUCUAAAGGUCAUGAAUCUGCCAACUCAUAUCUGACAGAGGAAGAAAGAGUCAUGAAAGAGCAGAGUGAAUUCAUGGGAAUCUACUCCUCCACGAUUUGAGAUCAUCAUCGAGAUAUGCGUUUGCACAUUGAGGAAAUGUCUUACUGGUGAGCCAUUCAUUACUCUUUACCAUGUUGUUAUCAUAGUUAUGUAUUUAGCACCUGCAAGUUGUCUGUCUUCAGAAUUAGUUUGUGAAUCUCGCAAUGUAGUUUUCUGUGAUCACGUUUAUGUUUUUUUGUUGAAACUGAUUUGAUAACACAUUGGUCUGAACAUGAGCUUCUUGCGUUGAGUGAGCGGAUUGGAACUGUAAACACUGGUUUGACAGAGGAAGAUGUCAAGAGCCAUCUUAAAAGAAGAACAUGUUCUGUAAUCAACUUUGCAGAAGAAUCACCCUCGUCUCCGCAAACUAAAGAUAAAACUGAACCUUGCACCAUAUGUCAGGAAACAAAAUAUAGCCAAAGAUGAAGCUUUUAAAGGCUGCACAUGCUUGGGUUUUAAGAGAUGUCUUAACUUUUUUUUUUUUUUGCAGGAAAACUUCAAGAAUGAAAAAAAGAUUGCUACUUUGGAUUGUGGGCAUGAGUAUCAUGCUGAAUGCUUGGAGAAAUGGCUGAUUGUGAAAAACCUUUGCCCUAUCUGUAAAUCAGAAGCAUUGGCCAUGGAGAAGAGAAACGUAGAAUAGGAAGAAGAAUGACUUCUUUUAAUCUAAUGGGUUUAUUUAUAUAUAUUUAUUUAAAAAAAAGGAAACUUACAUGAAUAGAAGAAAACUGAGUUUUAUUUUCAGCUCCAAAAGGAUUCUGUAAAUUUGUACAUUUUUUGUUUGUUUGUGAACAUAACAAUGUGUGAAUGGUCAAAGACUCUCUUGCACU
This is a messenger RNA of Brassica napus (rape), 1281 nucleotides long. RefSeq lists its product as uncharacterized. The record is from RefSeq and is a predicted model, not a curated record. Bases 57 to 410 code for a protein of 117 amino acids. NCBI's taxonomy places the organism in Eukaryota, Viridiplantae, Streptophyta, Magnoliopsida, Brassicales, Brassicaceae. The transcript has 4 exons.